UCAACUCCCGCCCAGCCCGGCUUUCUCUCUCUUGCCACCACCUCACCGCCUCCUCUCUCCUCCCUCUCGCUCUGCAUGCCGCCUCAGCCAUCCGUGCGAACAAACAACCAGUGAUCUCACCGUUGCCCAUUCCCCUCCUCUUCCCCCCGGCCGGCCACCCACCGGAGAUGGACAGCCGGAGCCAGGCGCCCUACAAGUCCCGCUGCUUCUCGCAGGCCACCACCCGCGACGACGGCGGCAGGUCCCGGGAGGUCGACCGCAACUUCUCCCUCGGCGCCGUCCGCGACAAGAGGGACCUGCACCACGGCGGCGCCAGGGAGCAGGCCAUCAAGGAGGAGGACGAGCAAGAGGAAGGCGAUGGUGCGCCAGGAGGAAACGGCGGCGAGGGCGACCCGGAUCUUGCCGCGUUGUCGCUGGAGAUUGACGCGUUCAUCGCGGGGCACGACGGGGACGCGCCGGUGACCAUCACCGAGGCGACGCUGGAGAAGUUCGCGUCCGCCGUCGAGCUAAUGGUCGCGCGGUCGGAGGGGACCGAGGACAAGUGGGCGGCGGAGGCCAGCGGCGAGCCGUCGCCGCUGCUCGCCGCGAUCACGCGCAUCGCGGCGCUCGCGUCCGCGCUCGGCAAGAGCCCGGAGGGCGGCGGCAAGCACACCGCAGCCUUGCACCGGGUCACCGGCGUGCUCCACCGGGCCAUGGCGUUCCUCGAGGACGAGUUCCACGCGCUGCUCGGUGACGCGCGCGCCUCCAAGGCGGGGAACGAGCAGGUCGCGCACGAGUCCGACCGGUGCGUCCUCCCGCUGCCGCCGUCGGACGCCAGCGCCGCCGUCGGGAAGGAGGCCGCGCCACCUUACCCACCGGAGACAGUGGAUCGGCUCCGGGCCAUGGCCGACGCCAUGAUCGCCGCCGGGUACUCCACGGAGUGCACGCAGAUGUUCCUGGUGGCGCGGCGGAAUGCGUUCGACGCGGCGCUGCAGGGGCUCGGGUACGAGAAGUCCAACAUCGACGACGUGGUGAAGAUGACGUGGGAGGCGCUGGAGGCGGAGAUCGUUACGUGGACCAAGGCGUUCCGGCACGCCAUCAACGUCGCCCUCUCCACGGAGCACGACCUCUGCACCCGCGUCUUCUCCGGGCGCCACGCCGCCGUGGGGCGCGGCAUCUUCGCCGACCUCGCGCGCUGCGUGAUGCUGCACAUGCUCAGCUUCACGGAGGCCGUGGCCAUGACCAAGCGCGCCGCCGAGAAGCUAUUCAAGGUUCUCGACAUGUACGAGGCCGUCCGCGACGCGUCCCCGGUCAUCGAGGCCUUCCUCUCCGCCGACGAGCCCACCAGCGACCACAACAACUCCGCCCUGGCGGAGCUCAAGGCCGAGAUCGCCUCCAUGCGGGCCCGCCUGAGCGAGUUUGCGGCCGCCAUCUUCCACGAGCUGGAGGGCUCGAUCCGCGCCGACGCCGGGAAGCAGCCGGUCCCGGGCGGUGCCGUGCACCCGCUGACCCGGUACGUGAUGAACUACCUCAAGUACGCGUGCGAGUACAACAGCACGCUGGAGCAGGUGUUCCGGGAGCACCGCCGCCACGACGGCGGCGGCGACAGCGACGACAACCCGUUCUCGGCGCAGCUGAUGGACGUGAUGGAGCUGCUGCACAGCAACCUGGAGGCCAAGUCGCGGCUGUACAAGGACCCGUCGCUGAGCAACAUCUUCCUGAUGAACAACGGGCGGUACAUGCUGCAGAAGAUCCGCGGCUCGUCGGAGAUCAACGCCAUGCUCGGCGAGGCGUGGGCGCGGAAGCAGUCGACGAACCUGCGGCAGUACCACAAGAACUACCAGCGGGAGACGUGGAGCCGCGUGCUUGGCCUGCUCCGCGACGACGGCGUGCUCACUGUGAAGGGGCACGUGCAGAAGCCGGUGCUCAAGGAGCGGUUCAAGCAGUUCAACGCCGCCAUGGACGAGAUCCACCGGACGCAGGGCGCCUGGGUGGUCAGCGACGAGCAGCUGCAGUCGGAGCUGCGCGUCUCCAUAGCCGCCGUCGUCGUGCCGGCCUACCGCUCCUUCCUCGGCCGCUUCUCGCAGCACUUCAGCGCCGGCAGGCAGACGGAGAAGUACGUCAAGCUCAGCGCCGAGGACGUGGAGACGAUCAUCGACGAGCUCUUCGACGGCAACGCCACGUCCAUGGUCAGGAGGAGGACAUGACAAUAAUACGGCUAGCUUGACAGCAUCCAUGGCGCGCGCUCGUUCCAGCUAAUCAAUGCAAUUCUCUCGAUUUGAGCAAUGUAUUACUUUUUUUUGUUUGAUCUACUUUUGGUCUUGUUGGUUAAAAAUGUUAAUUUGAUCAAUAGGUGAUGUACUAAGUAAUGUACUUGUUGCAUUUCUCAGGAGUCAGGGCAGCUAGAUUAUUUCUAUCUGUAAUGUGUAUCCGAUCCAUGUAUUAUUGCCUCAUGACAUUCAAACUUGCUCUUCCAUUAGUUAA
Panicum hallii is the source of this 2463-nucleotide messenger RNA. RefSeq names its product exocyst complex component EXO70B1-like. The coding region runs from base 168 to 2186 and encodes 672 amino acids. Gene Ontology annotation, cellular component: exocyst. NCBI's taxonomy places the organism in Eukaryota, Viridiplantae, Streptophyta, Magnoliopsida, Poales, Poaceae. Gene Ontology annotation, biological process: exocytosis. The record is from RefSeq and is a predicted model, not a curated record. Gene Ontology annotation, molecular function: phosphatidylinositol-4,5-bisphosphate binding. The transcript has a single exon.